AUGGCGGCGUCGGUGGCGGCGGCGGCGGCCUCGUCGGCGGCGGCGGCGGCGAUGGGUCCGGGCCCGGCGGGGGACGCCGGGGAGAUGUCGGGGGAGAAGCGGGCGGGAGCGGGCGGCCCGGCGGGGGGCGGCGGGGGCUCGGCGGGGGGCGGCGGCCCCGAGGCCCUGGAGCUGCUGGAGAACUGCGGCGUCUGCCGGGAGCGGCUGCGGCCCGAGCGGGAGCCCCGCCUGCUGCCCUGUCUGCACUCCGUCUGCGGGGCCUGCCUCGGGACCACCCCCGCCGCCGCCGCCGCCGCCGCCCACGACGGAGCAGUGGUGGAUUGUCCCGUGUGCAAGCAUCAGUGCUUUCUGAAAGACAUUGUGGAGAACUACUUCAUGAGGGACAGUGGCCCCAAGGCUACCCCUGACAGCAAGGAUGCUAACCAGUGUUGUACGAGUUGCGAGGACAAUGCCCCGGCCACCAGCUACUGCGUGGAGUGCUCAGAGCCCCUGUGCGAGACCUGCGUGGAGGCCCACCAGCGCGUCAAGUACACGAAGGACCAUACUGUCCGCUCUACGGGUCCUCCCAAGUCGCGGGACGGGGAGCGCACCGUGUACUGCUCGGUGCACAAACACGAGCCGCUGGUGCUGUUCUGUGACAGCUGUGACACCCUCACCUGCCGAGACUGCCAGCUCAGCGAUCACAAGGACCACCAGUACCAGUUCUUGGAGGACGCGGUGAGGAACCAGCGGAAGCUGUUGGCCACCCUGGUGAAGCGGCUUGGGGAUAAACACGCCACUCUGCAGAAGAGCACCAAGGAAGUGCGCAGCUCAAUCCGGCAGGUGACGGACGUGCAGAAGCGAGUGCAGGUGGACGUGAAGAUGGCCAUCCUGCAAAUCAUGAAGGAGCUCAACAAGCGAGGCCGCGUGCUGGUCAAUGACGCCCAGAAAGUGACCGAGGGCCAGCAGGAGCGCCUGGAGCGACAGCACUGGGCCAUGACCAAGCUGCAGCGACACCAGGAGCACAUCCUGCGCUUUGCCUCCUGGGCCCUGGAGAGCGACAACAACACUGCCCUGCUGCUGUCCAAGAGACUGAUCUACUUUCAGCUGCAGCGAGCGCUGAAGAUGAUCGUGGACCCCGUGGAGCCCCAGGGAGACAUGAAGUUUCAGUGGGACCUCACCGCCUGGACCAAGAGCGCCGAGGCCUUCGGAAAGAUUGUUUCUGAGAGAAGUGGCCUCUCAGGGGGCGGUCCCCCAGCCAUGGCCCCCCCCCAGACCUCCAGGCCUCAGUUCGGCUCCCCUCGGAGCCAACUCAUGGACGUCCAGGAAGGAUACGGUGGCUUUGGUCCAGAAAGCAGCUACGGGAGCGCGGAGCCCCACGUGUCGGGGAUCCGGCGGCCCCGGCCGGCGGGCGAGGGGGACGUGAGCGGCAUCAUGCGUAAGGUGCCCCGCGUGAGCCUGGAGCGGCUGGACCUGGACCUGACGGCGGACAGCCAGCCCCCCGUCUUCAAGGUCUUCCCCGGUACCACCAACGAGGACUACAACCUCAUCGUCAUCGAGCGGGGCGGCCAGCAAGGGGGGCCGGGGGGCCCCGCUCCGCCCGGCAUGGCCAUAGUUAAGGAGGAAGAGACCGAGGCCGCCAUCGGGGCCGGGCCCGGAGCGGAGGGGGUGGAGACGAAGCCGCUCCUGCUGCCCCCCCUGGAGCCGGCGGGCGGCGAGGGUCCGCGCCUGGCCUCCCCCAGCGGCAGCACCGGCUCGGGCCCGGAGGUGCUCGGCGGGCUGGAGGCAGGGGCGGCCGGGGGCAGCGGCCCCGCCGCCUGCCGCGUCUGCCAGAAGUCCGGGGAGCUGGUGUUGUGCAGUCAGUGCGAGCUCUGCUUCCACCUCGACUGCCACCUGCCCGCCCUGCAGGAGGUGCCCAGCGAAGAGUGGAGCUGCUCCCUGUGCCAGGACCAGCCGGACGUCAAAGAGGACGACGCCGCCCUGUCCGCCCUGGCGGCGAGGGCCGCCUCCUCCCCCGUCCCCGGUGCCGAUCCCGCCUCCGCCCCCCGACCCUCUAAGCUCUCCGCCGCCAGUCAGCAGAAGUGUGAGCGAGUGCUGCUGGCCCUGCUGUGUCACGAGCCCUGCCGGCCCCUGCACCGGCUCUCCGCACCCCCCGCCUCGGCCUCGGAGCGGCCGACCACGGUGGACCUGACGCUGAUCCGGGCCCGGCUGCAGGAGAAGCUGUCCCCGCCCUACAGCUCGCCCCAGGAGUUCGCCCAGGACGUGGGCCGGAUGUUCAAGCAGUUCAACAAGCUGACGGAGGACAAGGCCGAAGUGCAGUCCAUCAUCGGGCUGCAGCGCUUCUUCGAGACCCGCAUGAACGAAGCCUUCGGAGACACCAAGUUCUCGGCGGUGCUGGUGGAGCCGCCCCCCGGCCCGGGCCCCCUGGCCCUGGAGCCGGGGGCCGGUUCCGCUGCCAUGUGAGAGGCCGACGCUCCCUCCCUGCCCCAGCCCCUCCCCCGGCCUUACUGCAGGACCCCCCC
Molecule: messenger RNA, 2501 nt
Organism: Ornithorhynchus anatinus (platypus)
Lineage: Eukaryota; Metazoa; Chordata; Mammalia; Monotremata; Ornithorhynchidae
Gene: TRIM28
Product: tripartite motif containing 28
Exons: 16
Coding region: 1-2442 (813 amino acids)
Molecular function (GO): transcription corepressor activity; protein binding; zinc ion binding
Source: RefSeq, a predicted model, not a curated record